Molecule: messenger RNA, 7974 nt
Organism: Sebastes umbrosus (honeycomb rockfish)
Lineage: Eukaryota; Metazoa; Chordata; Actinopteri; Perciformes; Sebastidae
Gene: col27a1a
Product: collagen, type XXVII, alpha 1a
Exons: 61
Coding region: 440-5725 (1761 amino acids)
Molecular function (GO): extracellular matrix structural constituent
Source: RefSeq, a predicted model, not a curated record
GGAAGGCGUGUAGUUGCUCGAUGCAACCGCUGGGUUUGUGUAACUUGACACCUGGCCGUGCGGUGCGAUUUGCCAUCGCUUUACCCACAGAAAGCCUAUUUAAAAAGGAAAGGGAUGAGUCCAAACGCUCCUGACUCCAAAAAGAAACCCAGCUUUCUCUCCGGCUGCGCGUCCCCUUCAAUCUCAAUCUGGAUUCGGCAUAAAUGAAUGAAACACAGGGGAAUAUCGACAGACAAUCUAAGCACAGGAAAAACUCUCUGUCAAACCGGCACUGCCAGGAGGAAUUUAUGUCGAUGCUUGACAGGCAAAUCAACAUGAGUUUUUCCCUCUGGAACUUCAUCUAAAAAGCUUGUCAAAUGCGUAAAACUGCCCCCCUUGCAAAGGAGUCACGCUGUGAUUAACGGGUCAGGUUUUUGACUGCCAGGACAAAUGAAUACAAAUGAAUUUAGGCACCCGAAGGAGAGAUUGCAGAACCUCUCACCUAGACACAAAGAGAGCCCUAUUGCUCUGUACCGUAUUAUAUUGUACUUGUUACCUGGGACUUACACAAGUACACUCUGAAGAUGUGGACAUCCUCCAAAAGUUGGGGCUCAAGGGAGAGAAAGCGUCGCGCUCGGUGCCAGCGGGGGUCAUUCCAUUCAGAUCGGGGAUCAUCCUCAACCAGCGGGCGCACAUUGAAACCCCACUGCGCUCAGUCAUCCCGGCGGCCAUCUGGCCCAACCUGGCACUGGUCCUGAGUGUGCGCUCACACCGUGUCAACAGUGCUUUCCUCUUCACCCUGCUCUCAGGCCGCAAGAAGCUCCUUCUCGGUCUGCAGCUUGCACCGGGCAACCUGGUCCUCCACACGGGACCGAACACCUCGGUGGUACUGCCCUACGAGCCCCAUGAUGGUCAGUGGCACCAGCUGGCGGUGGGAAUUAAUGGACAGAGAGUGACUCUAUAUGCCUCCUGCGGAGAGCAGAGUGUUCAUGCAGACUUUGGGUGGGACGGUGAGGAGGGACUGGCUCCGGAGCUCCAGGGCUCCUUCCUGCUGGGGCGGUCAAGCCAGCAGCAAGCCUCGGCACACUUUGAAGGAGCCAUCUGCCAGUUUGACCUGGUCCCUUCUGCACAGGCAGCUCACAACUACUGCAGUUACAUUAAGAAACAGUGCAGGGAAGCUGACACAUACAGGCCUAACCUUCCUCCCUUGUUGCCUAUCCUACCACGAGAAACAAACUCCACAGCUACCGCCGCCACCCCAAAACGUGGUGGCCCGGAAACGCCCAGGAGGACCACAGGGAGCCUUGCCAAGAGUGUCGCCGCUGCUGCCUCGGCUGUCAGAUAUGUGGCCCCCAGCCAAACAAUAAAGCCCAGCCCUGGGCCCGUUCCUACAUCCCCUCUGGUAACUGUGAUGCCAGUCACAGUCCAGCUUGGUUUGGCCUCCCCGCCUCCCAGGGCCGGGACUAAAACUGUCACCGCACCACUCAGGACAAGAGUACCCCCGACAAAACCACCAAACCCAAGACCCACCACCUCUAAACCGUCAAAUCAGAAACCCUCCAAACCCACUCCCCCAAAGCCCACUCCUCAAAACACCACCAAAAAGGCAGACAGCAAGAAGAGAGCUACUAUUCCAGCCACUACCAGCACCAAACCCUCCAAGACAAAGCCUGACUCCGCCAUAUUAGAACAAGGCGCAGUCCCAAAGAAACCACAACCCACCACAGCCAAGAAAACACCUCCCAAGCCUAAAGUUACGCCAUCCAAAGCCACUCCGUCCAAACCCAAAACAAAUUCUGUCAAAGUUGUCCCUUCGAAACCAACGGUGUCCAAAGUCAACCCUUCAAAAUCAACCGUCUCCAAAACUACAACUGCUAAAACCUCCAAGCCAGUCUCCAAACAGGUCAUCAAACCAACAAAGCAAGCCAAAACCACCAAGGCUACAGUCACCCCGCGACCAACCAGACCUUCCACCACCCCAGUAACACCACCUGCUACUGAUGGCUUCCAGAGCUGGGAGGUGCCACCGACUCAGUUCUCCCUGCUGGCUGGACCUAUAGGACAGAAAGGAGAUGCAGGCCCAUCGGGACUGCAAGGACCUCCAGGGAAGCCAGGCCUGGCAGGCAAGAGGGGUCCUCGGGGCGCCCCUGGUCCCCAUGGAAACCCUGGCCGAGCUGGUCCAUCCGGGCUCAAGGGGAGAAAAGGAGACCCUGGCAUCUCACCUGGGCCAGCACCUAAAGGAGAAAAGGGAGACUCAGGGAUUCUUGGCCCGGUUGGACUGACUGGCCAGGAAGGUCGGAAGGGACUGAAAGGUCACCCUGGUCCACAUGGACUCCCUGGAGAGCCUGGAGAGCAUGGUCCAGUCGGAAGCCCAGGUGCCAAAGGUUAUCCUGGCAGGCAGGGUUUACCUGGGCCUAUAGGACCAUUGGGGCCUAAAGGCGUUCGGGGUUUCAUUGGAAUCCCGGGGCUUUUUGGCCUGCCCGGGCCUGAUGGCGAAAGAGGCAUUCCCGGUGAACCAGGGAAGAGGGGCAAGAUGGGUAGGCCGGGGUUUCCGGGGGACUUUGGGGAGAGAGGACCACCUGGACCAGAUGGAGAGCCAGGUGAGCUGGGAGCCCCCGGUCCAAACGGAGUUCUUGGACUUAUUGGUGAUAUGGGACCUUUGGGAGAGAUGGGCCUUCCAGGACCUAAUGGACUGAAGGGGGUGCCCGGAAAUCCAGGAGAACCAGGACUGAAAGGUGAUAAGGGUGACGUCGGGAUUCCCGGAGAGCAAGGGGAGAUCGGGUACAGUGGAGACAAGGGCAUCCAGGGGGCUCCAGGGUUACCAGGCAUCCGUGGGAAACCAGGACCACAGGGCAAGCUAGGAGAGAGAGGCCCUGAUGGUGCAUCUGGACCGGCAGGCCCUGAGGGUUUCCCGGGUGACAUGGGACCUCCGGGAGACAACGGCCUGGAAGGACCAAAGGGAAAGCUAGGAGCCAGAGGUUUACCGGGGCCACGAGGGGUGCCUGGCUUGGAGGGAGACGAGGGCCCGAUUGGACCACCGGGCACAACAGGACUGGAGGGUAGAAUGGGCAGAAAAGGAUUUCCUGGGAAGGUUGGGCCAGAGGGAGUUAAGGGAGAGACCGGCAUCACAGGAAUAGUUGGAACCAUGGGAGAAAGAGGUUUGGUGGGUUUCAUCGGACCUGUGGGAGAGGCGGGACUGGCAGGAGAGAAGGGGGAUCGAGGAGAGAUGGGUCAUCCCGGACCAGAUGGAGAAAAGGGAACAACGGGUCACCCAGGGACACCAGGUGUGACCGGGCCUACAGGACCACCAGGAAGACCAGGCUCUCCUGGAGCGGCAGGCCCAGCCGGUACCAGAGGACCCAAAGGCUUACGGGGAGCGAUCGGGCCUGACGGUCCAACAGGAGAGAUGGGGUUAGAGGGCAAGGCGGGUACUGACGGUCCUCCAGGAAAAUUAGGUUUCCCCGGACCACAGGGGAAGAUCGGAGAGUCAGGGGACGUUGGGCCUAAAGGUUUUCCUGGUAUCCAAGGGCCCUCAGGACCUCCAGGGGACAAGGGAAUAGCAGGCGAGCCGGGACCAUCUGGGCCACCAGGGACUGUGGGACUCUUGGGAGAAAUUGGUCAAAAGGGUCCUCCAGGCAAGGCGGGGGAAUCAGGACUGUCAGGCGAGCCAGGGGAGAAGGGAGCCAUUGGACCUGCUGGGAACAUCGGAGAGCAGGGACUAAUGGGACAGCGGGGAGAGCCAGGCCUAGAGGGAGAAGCUGGUCAAGCUGGUCCCGAUGGAGUCAAGGGUGAAAAAGGCGACAUGGGUCAGGAGGGCGACAACGGAGAAAAAGGUGAAAUUGGGCUAAAGGGAAAGGAGGGCCCACCUGGAAAUCCUGGACUCAACGGCGUCAGAGGUCCAGAAGGGAAACCUGGCAAAAUUGGGGAAAGAGGCAAACUCGGGUCAAAGGGUGCCAAAGGUCCUCUAGGUCACCUUGGGGAGACCGGGACAGUGGGGAAGAUUGGACCACCAGGUUUUGUUGGGCAGAAGGGGUCCAGAGGAACCAUUGGACAUGUGGGAGCUCCUGGUCGAAUGGGUCAACAGGGGGAACCUGGUAUUGCAGGUUAUGAGGGUCAUCAGGGAUCACAGGGCCCCAUGGGGUCUCCAGGAACCAAAGGUGAAAAGGGCGAGCAGGGGGAUGAUGGGAAAGUAGAGGGUCCUCCUGGUGCUCCAGGUGACAUAGGUACUCCCGGUGACAGAGGAGAGAGAGGGGAAUCAGGAGAUCCGGGGUAUAUAGGACAAGUUGGUGUGGAUGGCGAGAGAGGCAGAUCUGGAGCUAAUGGACUACCUGGACAGCCUGGACCUCGCGGCCAACAAGGACCCAAAGGGGCCAAAGGAGAUCAAGGUCAGAAAGGCAAAAAGGGUCAGUCAGGACAAAAAGGAACCAGAGGAACGGAGGGUGGGGAUGGUCCUUCCGGUCCCAGAGGUGUGGUGGGCCGAGAGGGACUGGAGGGUGUGCCCGGGAUGGAUGGAGUCCUAGGAAAGGAUGGCAGUAACGGCAUGCCGGGGGAGCAUGGUGGUGAUGGGGAGGCUGGUCUUCCUGGCAAAGCUGGCUCACGUGGUAAAACUGGCGUUCCAGGACUCCCAGGAGAUCAGGGGACCAUUGGACCAAAGGGUGAGCAGGGUCUUCGAGGUCAGAGUGGACCUCUUGGGAAAAGAGGCUUCAGAGGUGGAAUGGGACUGCCAGGGCUACAGGGAGACCAAGGACCUAAAGGACAAUUUGGUGAUCAUGGGGAACAAGGUUUUCCAGGAAUUCUGGGAGUUUUUGGACCAAGGGGGCCUCCAGGAGACUUUGGGCCAAAGGGCAUACGGGGACCAAAGGGGCCGCAGGGCGCCAUGGGCAGAGGAGGAGUUGUUGGCCAGAUGGGAAUCAUUGGUCCUAAUGGAAGCACAGGUCCCAGAGGAGAGAAGGGCAAUCGUGGAGAAAAUGGAUUGCAAGGCCCAAGGGGGUCUCCUGGACCUCGUGGACCCCCUGGACUUCCAGGUCGCCCGAGUAUCCCUCUAUCAUUUGAGGAAGAUGGUCUUUUGCUUAUGGAUUCACACACCCCACUCAGGACUGAGAAUAAGCCAGUGAUGGACCUGCCGAUGCUGGACCAGGGCGCAGAGAUCUUUAAGACCCUCCACUACCUCAGUAACCUGAUCCAGAGCCUGAAGAACCCACUGGGCACUCGGGACAAUCCCGCCCGCAUCUGCAGGGACCUGCACAGCUGUGAACAGAAGUUAAACGAUGGCACUUAUUGGAUGGACCCCAACCUGGGCUGCUCGUCAGAUACAAUAGAAGUCUCCUGCAACUUUACUGGAGAGGGACAGACUUGCCUUAAACCAAUAACGGUCUCCAAGCCAUCCAUGAGUGUUGGUCGUGUCCAGAUGAACUUCUUGCACCUGCUGAGCUCGGAGGCAGAGCAGCAUGUCAUCAUCCACUGCCUGAACAUCUCGGUUUGGAGGUCGGCUGAGGAUCAGCCGGCCGCACGGGGCUCAGUGAGAUUCAAGGCCUGGAGCGGGGAGGUGUUCGAGGUGGGAGGAGAGCUCGAACCAGAAGUCGUAGAAGACUCCUGCUGGAUAAAAGACGGCCGCUGGCACCAAACCCAUUUUGUGUUCCACUCCCUGGAUCCCUCCCUGCUCCCUGUGGUCGACAUCUACAACCUCCCCAAGACUACAUCUGGCUCACAUUACCACCUAGAAGUAGGUCCUGUAUGCUUCCUGUGAGGGCUGCCAUGUUAAGUCUUCUGGGUAUGGAGGGUUGGAUCAUCACCCUUCUAGGUGACACCCUCGUGCGGGCGUGGAGAUCGGAGCAGUCUCCUCCAAUCCACGGCAAAAAUAAUCCAAGCGAGCCUCCCUCCAAACAGAUCCUGCUUCACUCUUCCAAACUCCCAUUGGACUGCAGACACAGACGGAGGAAGCACGGGGGGGAGCUGGGGGUGACGAAGAAGAGCUGAGGAGGAGCAGGGGAGUUCUUGCACUAAUAGCUUCUUCAAGCUCUUCAAGAAGGAUCUCCACAUGUGCACCCGCUUGGAGGGGGAAAAAAAGGCUCUAUGCCACACAAUCUCUCGAGAACAUUGCUAAGUGAAGGGAGACCAAGGCCAAGUUAAUCAGCGGACAUUAUAGUAACUUAUUUUUUUAACUGUAUACAGUCUGUAUACUGUGUGUACUUUUAUUUUGGAAAUACCAGGAAUUCAAUUCUGUUAGGAGAGAAGUAAUUGGGAUCAGUUAAAUGUACAUAUAUGUAUGCUUAUUAUUAUUAACUUUUAUACAUGUAUAUCUUAUGUAAAGAAAUAAUCUUCAAGUGCAAUAGAAAAUGAGAAGAUGAUUUGAUAUUUUAAACUUUAUAUGGAAGGAUUUUUCAGGGGUGCCAUUUUUAUUUUGCCUUCGGUGCUCAUCUCCUUGUGAUCUUGCCCACGUGUGAAUGAAUCCAGAGGCAGGCUCAGAGCAGAAAUCACAUCUGUAUUCACUAGUGCUACGAAUGGGAGAUCAUGGCUUUCAGUUUUAUCCUUAUAAUGUGGGAAAAAAACAGUGUCAACCCUCCGUAAUAACGUCUGAAGCCACACACCGAUGCACGCAAGCCGUCCACAUGGAGAGUCAGUGCAUUAUUGCUUUUCUUAUUACUCAUACAUUAUUGAACCGGAUGCCACUGAUGAUUAGGGAGAAUAUCUGCGGUUGUGGAGAUUAGAGGUAAGAAGAAAAAAAAGAGUAUGGAGCUCUAGUUCUCAAUAGUGUUGUAUUAAUUUCUCUACAACUGUGGAGUAUCAGUUCCUUGCUUCCUUAUAAGAGAUAGGAGGGUAAUAGUUCUUAUUUACGCUGCACCACAUGGGACCAGGAGUCUCUUCUUCUACCCCACUUAACAGUAGACAGACUACAGGUACAGGCAAUUCGUAGAGGAGACCCGAGCCAGAGGAGAGAGGGCAUCUUCUACCCCAUCGUCUCUCUGACGCAUGGUGCUAAGUGAACUAUCUAAGGUGCUAACCAUAGUGCUGUAAUUACACCACUUUGCUGAAAUAUUCUGAUGUUCAUAGUGCAUGCUUGCUUAGAUGAAUAAAGUCAAUAUAAUAUAUUGCCAUAGCUUCCAUAAUGCACUAUAUUGGUAAUAUCCCAUCCCAAACUACAUAGUUCCCUGUUUUUGUUCAAUGCUGCAAUUUAUGCUUAUUCUGAUUGAAAAUAUUUUAGAGAUAACUAUAAAAGCAGAUUACUCCUUUUGUAUCCAGUAUAAAUCGCAGGGUUUGAAGUAUUUUUUAAGAAUAAAAUUUUCUUUUGCUCUGUACAAAGCCCCCCCCACAGCUGUAUGUAAUAUUUUUUUUUUAGAAACACAACUAGUGGAGAUAGUUUUAAAUAAAUAAAAGUUUCUUUGUUGUAGCUGGACACAAGUGUGUAUAAUUGUGCAAACCUUGCUGUAUACAGUGGAUCCCCUCUUGCUAAUUUAAUGUUAUUUAAUGUUGUUAACGUGGUUGCUGACUGAGCAAGUUCUGUUGGUUGAAGCAAUACUACUCUUUCUGACAACUUUAUAUAUCAGUUUGCCCAACUGGUCUUGGAGUUUAUAGAUUUUUUAUGUGUAAAUUUGGGGCUCCAGAGAACAAAUUUAUUGCAAUGUUAAUUAUCUUUUAUUUUUUUAAUUUUUGUUAUUUUUUGCUUUAUGUUGUUUUUUCCUCUAUGAUAAUCAACCAUGUACUGUACCAGGACUCUACUAUAACUUGUGUUUUAAAGAAUUAUGCAAAUAUGUGAAAAUUGUUUCUUCUUUUUGUAAAUCUGUUGUAGACAUUAAAACGAGCUAAGAAUACCUCACAUUUUUACACAAAGAUUUUCUGUUUGCCUUUAUAAUUAAAGCCUGUUUGGAAAAUAUCAGCCAAAUACAGUUAAGUCAUCAAACUCUGAACAAGACCAUUUCUGGUGCCAGCAUCCUUUAUCUGUCUACUGUUUAUUCAUUGUUCAAUGACCAUUUGUUCAAUAAAUACUUUCAAUUUGUG